Messenger RNA from Mus pahari (shrew mouse), 2167 nucleotides. It is a transcript of the gene Tnfaip1, whose product is annotated as TNF alpha induced protein 1. Gene Ontology annotation, molecular function: protein binding; ubiquitin-protein transferase activity. The transcript is spliced from 7 exons. Gene Ontology annotation, cellular component: Cul3-RING ubiquitin ligase complex. The coding region runs from base 258 to 1208 and encodes 316 amino acids. The record is from RefSeq and is a predicted model, not a curated record. Lineage: Eukaryota; Metazoa; Chordata; Mammalia; Rodentia; Muridae. Gene Ontology annotation, biological process: proteasome-mediated ubiquitin-dependent protein catabolic process; protein homooligomerization; protein ubiquitination.
CGCUCUGCAGGGUUGGGCUGUAGCUCCCGAGUCGGCGGGCACAGGAUGUGAGCUCACAGCCGAGAUUGCAGGCAGCCACAGGCCAGAGGCGGCUCCGAGUCCGCUUGCCACUUGGCUGAGAGGAGAGGCGCCCCCGCGGACGAUACUGAGAGUAUGAGGCCCUGGCCUCUGCAGGCCACUCCCUCGUGACCACUCCCACCACGGCAGAACCUUCUAAGCCCACCUCCUGCCGUGUGGUGAUCUACCUGCAGCGGGAGAUGUCAGGGGACACCUGUCUGUGCCCAGCCUCGGGGGCCAAACCCAAGACCAGCGGCUUCAAGGGAGGCGGGCUGGGCAACAAGUACGUGCAGCUCAAUGUGGGAGGCUCCCUGUACUACACCACGGUGCGGGCCCUCACCCGGCACGACACCAUGCUCAAGGCCAUGUUCAGUGGGCGAAUGGAGGUGCUAACCGACAAAGAAGGCUGGAUUCUCAUAGACCGAUGUGGAAAGCACUUUGGCACCAUCUUGAAUUACCUCCGAGAUGACACCAUCACCCUCCCUCAAAGCCGGCAAGAAAUCCAGGAGUUGAUGGCCGAAGCAAAGUAUUACCUCAUUCAAGGGCUGGUUAGCACGUGCCAGACUGCCCUGCAGGACAAGAAAGACUCAUACCAGCCUGUGUGUAACAUCCCCAUCAUCACGUCCCUGAGGGAGGAGGACAGGCUCAUUGAAUCCUCCACGAAGCCUGUGGUGAAGCUGCUGUACAACAGGAGCAACAACAAGUACUCAUACACCAGCAACUCUGAUGAUCACCUGCUGAAAAAUAUUGAACUGUUUGACAAGCUGUCCCUGCGCUUCAAUGGCCGCGUGCUCUUCAUCAAGGAUGUCAUUGGGGAUGAGAUCUGCUGCUGGUCCUUCUAUGGCCAGGGCCGUAAGCUGGCAGAGGUGUGCUGCACCUCUAUUGUGUAUGCCACCGAGAAGAAGCAGACCAAGGUGGAAUUCCCAGAGGCCCGUAUCUACGAGGAAACACUCAAUGUCCUACUCUAUGAGACCCCUCGAGUCCCUGACAAUUCCUUACUGGAGGCUACAAGCCGGAGCCGCAGCCAGGCUUCCCCCAGUGAAGAUGAGGACACCUUUGAACUACGGGACCGUGUCCGUCGCAUUCAUGUCAAGCGCUAUAGCACUUAUGACGACCGGCAACUGGGCCAUCAGUCUGCUCAUCGUGACUAAUGAGAAAGUCCUGUGUGCCACCCUGUGGAAUGUACCCAUUGGCCACCCUAUGCUGCCCCUGCUAGCUGGGAGCCUGCUCUAACAUGUACAGGUGACGGCCCUGCUUAGGAGGUCAGGGAGCUGGGAGAGGGAAAGCCACAUUGUCUUGCCUGGCCCCCCUCCCCCAGCACUUCCAGAUGCCACCCCACUUCCUGCCAACAGGGAGCUACUUGUGCUCUAGGGUGAGUGCACUGACUUCCCACCUCCUGCCAAGAACACUCCCGGGCCUUGGCUGAGUGCCCCUUUCUUCUGAAGAGCUCCUUUAGUUCCUCAGCUGAGGCCCACGGGGACAGCUUUGUUCUAGAGGAAAGGAGGCUUCUGGUGCUGUGAGGACCUAAUUUUGAACAGAAAAGGUGGCCUUUUUUUUCCUAAGGCAUUUAAACAUUGGUAUAACCUGGAUUUUUGUUUGUUUUUAAAUCUAGAUGUUAGCAUGGUAGCUGUGCCUAUAAUCCCAGCUAUGGAGAAGCCGAGGUGGGAUAACAUGUUCUAGGCUAGCCUGGACAACAUAGCAAGACCCUCAAUAUAAAAUUUUGAAAAGGGGGCUCAGUGGUAGAAUACUUACCUAGCAAGAGUGAGGCCCUGGGUUCAAUCCCCACACUCACUAAGUAUCUAGGAAGUGACUAGUUCUAGUCUGAGGGGACGGCUAGGACUAAGCACGUCCCCAGCAGAGUGUCAGGACCCCACCUAGUAGGCACACACACUCACACACUCCACCCUUUUCAAUAUCCUAAGACCCAUCUUUAAAGCACUUUGUCUAUCAUUCAGGGGAAUCUAUUCUGCCUUGACCCAAAGCUUUUUGUGACACUGAUCCCCUCCUGCACAAUCUGAAGGAAAGGCUGAGACAGGAGGAUCACAGGUUUGAGACCAGCCUGUGCUAUGUAGUUAAAGUCCCAGGCCAGCCUGGGCUACAUAGACUUUGU